Messenger RNA from Penaeus vannamei (Pacific white shrimp), 747 nucleotides. The record is from RefSeq and is a predicted model, not a curated record. Lineage: Eukaryota; Metazoa; Arthropoda; Malacostraca; Decapoda; Penaeidae.
AAAAAAAAGAAAAAAAAACAACAGAUAAACAAAUCAAAACAAAGAACAGACCAAAGAAAACAAACACCACCGAACGAAAACCCCGAAGAUACACGAAGUGCGCCAAAGCGUCGACUUCGAAGCAAGAUGGCGACCGAGGAGGUGUUCGUGGAGGUCGGAUCGUCGGCCGAACUGGAGCAGCUGGCCGAGGCUCUCCAACCCGACCUGCCCGAGUGCGGCUGCGUUUACAACAUCGUGCUGAUGAAGGCGCGCCUGGGGGUUCACGUGCAGUCGGUCUACGUGCUGAGGAGGCAGUCGGCAUUCCCCGUCGUGCUGUUUAGGCAGAAGGACCAAGCGUCGAGUUUCGGCGUCUACUGCAGGCCCGCCGACGCUCCCUAUCUGAAGGCGGCGCUGCUGGUGACGCAGGUGAUCAGCAUGAAGGACGUCUGGGCGGCGGCCAUCCCCGACCACCUCGUGAGUGUGCUGAAGGAGGUGCUGACGGCGAGGUGCGGAAAGCAGGCGGAGGUCCGGCUUACUUCGCAGUUCAUCACCUUCGAUAGACAAGAGGCUCUGUCAGCGACCAUCGCGCGGAGCGAGAGUGGCGUCCUGUGCCAGCUCGGUGCGGCGGGCGUGGCUCAGAUGCACAGGACAUGGAAAUUCGGCAAACUCUUUCCACUGAGCGUUUUGCAGGCGCUAUACCCGGCUGCCCCGUCCUGCGGCUUCUACCCCCAGCCGACCUCCGCUCCGCCGCCGCCUCUGCGGCUGUAA